GGCGAGUCUAGCGUCAUCUCCAGCAUUAAACGGAGCGAUGUCACUGUACGAAGACCUGGGCGUGGAGAGGAGUGACUCCAAGAUGGAAGGCUGGUCCAGGAACUUCAUGCUGUUGCAGUCUCAGCUGCAGGUAAAGAAGGCGGCUCUCAUGCAGGCCAAGAGCCAGAAGACCAAGCAAAGCACCGUCCUGGCGCCAGUGAUCGACCUGAAGCGCGGUGGCUCCUCGGACAAACGGCAGAUCGUGGACACGUGGCCGCACGUGGCCGCCGGCCUCAAGGACCCUGUCCCCAGUGGAUGUUCUGCGGGAGGAAUGCUGAUUCCCUUGGCCGACGAAUAUGACCCCAUGUCCCCUAACGACUACGAGAAGGUAGUGAAGCGCCAGAGAGAGAAGCGACAGAGGCAGCGAGAGCUGGUAAGACUGAAAGAAAAAGGAGAGACAGCGAAGAGGCGGAAGGAUAGAUGCGAAGCCGGUGCCGGGUAUUCCAGGCGGCCAGAUCUAGAUUCUGAUGAGGAUGAAGAUUAUGAACGAGAAAGGCGCGAAAAAAGAAAGGGCGGAGUUGCCAUCGCACCCCCCACUUCUCUUGUAACAAAGGGCCCGGCGUUGCCCCCAGAUUUUCCUUACGAGGAGGAUUCCCGGCCUCGCUCACCGUCUCCCAAAGCUACUACUCCUCCCCCCAUGUACGAGGAUCAAGACAGACCCCGCUCCCCGGCUGGGCCCGGCAGCUCCUUCCUUGCCAGCAUGGGUGGCACGGUGGCGCAUAAAAUCAUGCAGAAGUACGGCUUCCGGGAAGGCCAGGGGCUGGGGAAGCACGAGCAGGGGCUGAGCGUGGCCUUGUCGGUGGAGAAGACCAGCAAGUGUGGGGGCAAGAUCGUAGUGGGCGAAGUCGCCGCCGAGGAAGGGGGUUCACCCCCACUGCCGGGCUGCCCAGAUGCAUCCAAGAAGUCGGACCCAAAUCCAUUAACUGAAAUGCUUAAGUGCCCUACUAAAGUGGUCCUCCUGAGGAACAUGGUUGGUGCAGGAGAAGUAGAUGAAGACUUGGAAGUUGAAACUACGGAAGAAUGUGAAAAAUACGGCAAAGUUGGGAAAUGUGUGAUAGUUGAGAUUCCCGGUGCCCCCGACGAUGAAGCUGUACAGAUAUUUUUAGAAUUCGAGAGGGUUGAGUCGGCAAUUAAAGCUGUUGUUGAUCUGAAUGGAAGGUAUUUUGGUGGGCGAGUGGUAAAAGCAUGUUUCUACAAUUUGGAUAAAUUCAGGGCCUUGGAUUUGGCGGGACAACUUUGAUUUUAAGAGAAAGUCUCCGAUGAUCUGUAGAUGAAUAGCAAGAAGGAAGGAAAAGACACUAGCCCAGCUGCUGGACUCAAACUCUGAGCAGUACGUCAAAGAGAGAUGCUGACUGUUGUUGUUUUUUUAUUUUGUGUUUUUUUUAAUAUAAAAAUAUUUUUUAAAGAA
Erinaceus europaeus (western European hedgehog) is the source of this 1447-nucleotide messenger RNA. RefSeq names its product splicing factor 45-like. The transcript has a single exon. Gene Ontology annotation, cellular component: precatalytic spliceosome. Gene Ontology annotation, biological process: mRNA cis splicing, via spliceosome; alternative mRNA splicing, via spliceosome. The record is from RefSeq and is a predicted model, not a curated record. The coding region runs from base 38 to 1279 and encodes 413 amino acids. NCBI's taxonomy places the organism in Eukaryota, Metazoa, Chordata, Mammalia, Eulipotyphla, Erinaceidae. Gene Ontology annotation, molecular function: RNA binding.